Molecule: messenger RNA, 1823 nt
Organism: Populus nigra (black poplar)
Lineage: Eukaryota; Viridiplantae; Streptophyta; Magnoliopsida; Malpighiales; Salicaceae
Exons: 7
Coding region: 75-1460 (461 amino acids)
Cellular component (GO): mitochondrial small ribosomal subunit
Molecular function (GO): structural constituent of ribosome
Source: RefSeq, a predicted model, not a curated record
ACAACACAGAAACCUCAAAAAACCCAAAACCUCACACCAAGACAGAACAGAAGCAAAAUCCCAAAAACACAGAAAUGUUGAGGUUUCUUGCGAGAUCCUCACUGAAAAACCCUAAAUGGAAUCCAAAACCCAUCAUUGCUAUUCCUCAAUCACCACUUCACAAUCACUUCUCUUCAAAAUCAGGCAAAUCAUCAGCUCCAAAAGGAAACAACAACAAAGCCGACAAUCAAAAACCCAAAAAGAACCCAAAAAGAUCUGGCCUUGAUGAUUCAAAAACUGCUGUAUCUGACACCAAAGAGACUACUGAUGAAAGAGUGCUUCGUGCUCGCCUUCUUGCUCAAGACGAGAAGAACCCUUCACUUAAUGCUGGUCCUAAUGGGAGACCUUUGUUUACUAAUAUCAGUUCUCUCUCUCGACUCUCACGCAAAGACACUUGUUCUUACUUCAAAUUCGGAGAGAAGGAGCUGAACCAGAUGUUGCCAGAGGGAUUGCCAAUGGGGAUGGUUAAGGAGUUUGAGGAAUCAAUGAGGAGUGCUUUGCUUGUUCGACAAAGUUUUCUGGAUCUUCGUGAUAAUUUUAGACGUAUUGUUGAUCCUCCUUUGCUCUCUUCUGAUGGUAAAGGUCUGAAAGUUAGAAAGCAAAUUGUAUUAGAUGGUCCUGCUAACUGCGGGAAGAGUAUCACGCUUGCAAUGCUUGUUCAUUGGGCUCGUGAAGAAGGUUGGCUGGUGUUUUAUGUUCCCAGAGGACGGGAGUGGACUCAUGGUGGAUAUUUCUAUAAAAACCCAAUUACUGGUCUUUGGGAUACACCUAUUCAGGCAGAAAAUGCUCUCAAGGAUUUUGUAAAAUACAAUGAAUCUCUCUUGAAGCAAUUGCCAUGCCAUAUAUUUGAUCCUGUUCCACUUGGAGAGGGUGCUGGAAUUGGAUUGUUAAAAGGAGUCGAUUCAGUUCCAGUGCCUGAAAGCUCGACUUUGUAUGACCUGGUUCAAAUAGGAAUCAAGCAAACACAUGCAGCUGUUGGGGUAGUGCUCCGCUUGAGGAAAGAGUUAUCACUUGUGAAGGAUAUUCCUGUCCUCUUUGCUAUUGAUCAAUAUAAUAACUGGUUUACGUUCAGCGAGUAUGAGGAACCAGUAACUAUGCGCUCAUGUCGACCAGUACAUGCUAGAGAACUUGCAAUGGUAAAUGCUUUUAGGUCUAUGAUGCAUAAUAGCAUGAUGGUGGGUGCCUUUUCUCAUUCAACAGCAGUUGGAAAGUUGCGCAAGGAUUUGCCAGAUGUCCCUUUAGAUGCUCGUGUUAAUUUAACACGAUAUGGUUUAGAUGAAGCAGCUGCUGUUUGCCAUUACUACCUUAGGCAAAGAUUAUUGCCUCGAGAAGCAUUCUCAGAGGAGAGCUGGAAGAAGAUAUAUUAUUUGUCAAAUGGAAAUGGAGCAGAAAUGAGAGUGCUACUUCCUUUAAUGCAGUGACCCAUUGAAGAUGCUAUCCUUGGACAAAUUUAAACAGAGUUUGGCACAAUUGCCGUUCAAUCUUGUGGUCUUUGGUUUCCAAGCCGCAUGGCACUUUCUGCAUCCUAAAAGUGAGAUUAGCAAAAUACAGUUCCCUGCGUUUUGAAUCCUUUAUGUGAUGACAGCAGUUAGAGUCGCAAAGUGAGAAUUUGGCAAUUUUUGCCACAAUAUUGACUUGCUUGGUUCAGACAACUCUUGCAGCUCAAGCAUGUACGGAUCAGUUACACAUUUUGUAGUUCUGAUUGAUUGUAGAAGAUUGAUUUCUUGUGAUAACUGAUAAUAGUUCUCAUUUUCCAAGCCAAAAUUUUAUGGUUCUUUCUUCUA